Molecule: messenger RNA, 537 nt
Organism: Soboliphyme baturini
Lineage: Eukaryota; Metazoa; Nematoda; Enoplea; Dioctophymatida; Soboliphymatidae
Source: the annotation of a GenBank genome assembly
UUGCUUUGUUUCAGCGUUGUCAUUUUAGCACGAUCGCUCUUCAUUCAAGUUUAUGAUACGCCGAACCCUCUUAGCCUAAAGUUUGUACCGGGGAUCAGAGUACUCCCGAAUGGAACGGCUGAGUUUUCACAAGCCACGGGUGCGGAUAAUUCUCCGCUGGCAAGGUCAUUGCUGCACAUCAACGGAGUACAAAGGGUGUUUUUUGGUGAAGAGUUCGUGACGAUCACGAAGAGUUAUCGGGUGACUAGCUUGAUGCAUAUUACAAUACGGUAUGUUACAUAUAUUCAUUGUUUAGACGAAGCCGAUAGAGAAACUGUUGAAAUGAUAAAAGAACUCUUGGAAACGAGGAUUCGACCUACCAUUCAAGAAGAUGGAGGCGAUAGUUACAAAAAUGGUGUUUUGAAGCUCAGAUUACAGGGAUCGUGUACCGGCUGUCCAAGCUCCACGGUAACCUUAAAGAAUGGCAUCGAAAAUAUGGUUCAGUUUUACAUACCUGAAGUGCAGAUGGUAGAGCAGGUACUUGUAUGCCUUAUUUAA